Messenger RNA from Ogataea haglerorum, 1983 nucleotides. RefSeq lists its product as uncharacterized. Gene Ontology annotation, molecular function: quinone binding; primary methylamine oxidase activity; copper ion binding. The transcript has a single exon. Gene Ontology annotation, biological process: amine metabolic process. Bases 1 to 1983 code for a protein of 660 amino acids. Lineage: Eukaryota; Fungi; Ascomycota; Pichiomycetes; Pichiales; Pichiaceae. The record is from RefSeq and is a predicted model, not a curated record.
AUGGUUACUCAUCCUUUUGAUGCCAUCAGCGACGCCGAAAUCCGGCUUACCUCCAAGGUGAUCAAGGACUCCCUCGGUGCUACGCAAAAGCCUCAUUUUUGCCAGAUCGACAGACUGGACCCACCGAAGAAGGAUAUGAUCAGAUACUUGGAGGCUGAGAAAGCCGGGAAGCCACUUCCUCAGAUCUCCAGAAUCACCUACGCAUACUUUUAUCUGGGAACCGACUUUUACAAGUCUCUUGUCAAUUGCACCUACGGCCACGUAAUUACCACUCAGAAGCAGCCAGAAGGAGUCGUUGGCCCGCUGGUCUGGGAGGAUGUCGCAGCAAUAGAGGAUCUGUUGAAUGUGCACCCAUUGGUGCAAGCGGAAAUCAAGAAGCUGAGGUUGCCACCAUCCAUCAAGGUGGUUUGUGAUCCAUGGAUCUACGGAACAGACGACCCUAAGGAAAAAAGACUUUUGAUUCAGUGCUACAUGUACUUGGCGAAUGCUUCGCACCCCGAGUCGAACCAUUAUUCUCUGCCGCUUAAGUUUUCACCUGUCUUUGAGUGCUUGACCAGGAAGUUUGUGAGAAUGGACUAUUUGCCUUCCGGAGUUGACGAGAAGUUUGUCACCGAGACUCAGCCUUGGACCAAAUUCCCGUUCGUUGAAUACCAUCCAGAUCUCAAUGGCGAGACCCCAAGACCGCUGAAGCCAUUGGUUGUUCAGCAGCCCGAGGGCCCAUCGUUCAAAAUAGAAGGCUCAAAAAUUUGGUGGCAAGGAUGGGAGUUCUACGUGGUGCCAACUGCCAGAGAGGGAUUUGCGAUUUACGACGUCCACUUCAAGGGAAGAUCGGUUAUCUACAGAUUGUCCCUUUCGGAGAUGACAGUGCCAUAUGGAGAUCCAAGACCACCGUACCACAGAAAGCAGGCGUUUGAUUUGGGAGAUUCCGGCUUUGGAACCACUGGCAACACUCUUAAGCUCGGCUGCGACUGUCUGGGCGUUAUCAAAUAUCUGGACUGUUCCGUCACGGACUCGAAAGGACAGCCGAAACUAGUCCCAAGCACCGUUUGCUUGCAUGAACAGGAUGGCGGUUUGCUCUACAAACACAUGAACUAUAGAACUGGCGGUGCUGUCACGGCCAGAAGAAGAGAGUUUGUUGCUCAGACCAUCGCAACGGUUGCCAAUUACGAAUACGUUCUCAACAUUAUUUUCGAUCAAGCCGGAGAGAUCAGAAUCCACGUCAGAGCUACAGGUAUUUUGUCCACCAUGCCAAUUGAAGAAGGACUCACCGUGCCUUGGGGUACCAACGUUGGACCUAUGGUGAUGGCUGCUUACCACCAGCACCUGCUGUCAUUCAGAAUCGAUCCUGCUGUGGAUGGUUACCAAAAUACUGUCGUAUUCGACGAUGUUGAAAAAAUGCCAGCCGGAACCAACAUAAACCCUUACGGUGUUGGCUUUGUGACGAAAAGGUCAUUCGUUGAGAAACCAGGUUAUGUCGAACAGUCGCCGUUCACCAACAGAUCCUACAAGAUCAUCAACGAGAAUAAGAUUAAUCCAAUCUCCAAGAGGCCUGUGGCGUACAAGGUUGUGAUGCCUGCCAGACAAAUGCUUCUCGCUGACGAAAACUCUUACAAUAACAAGAGAGCACAUUUUGCUACCCAGCAAGUCUGGGUUACAAAGUAUAGGGACAACGAGCUGUUUGCUGCCGGCGAGUUCACUAACCAGUCACAAAAUGACACCGGUCUUAAGAAGUGGGCCUACAGGGACGAGAACGUCAGAAACGACGACCCAGUGGUUUGGGCCACUCUCGGGUUCACUCAUAUUCCUAGAGUUGAAGAUUUCCCCGUCAUGCCUGUGGAGACUCAUGAGAUUGCUAUUGUGCCAAAUGAUUUCUUCGAUAAGAACCCAGCUUUGGACGUCCCACAGUCCACUCAGAGCUUCAACAAAUCUGAGUACUACCCGGAAGCCUCGUCAGAAGGAAGUUGCUGCAAAUCUAGUUUAUAA